Messenger RNA from Trematosphaeria pertusa, 1676 nucleotides. RefSeq lists its product as uncharacterized. The record is from RefSeq and is a predicted model, not a curated record. Gene Ontology annotation, biological process: protein sumoylation. Gene Ontology annotation, cellular component: cytoplasm; SUMO activating enzyme complex. The coding region runs from base 178 to 1398 and encodes 406 amino acids. NCBI's taxonomy places the organism in Eukaryota, Fungi, Ascomycota, Dothideomycetes, Pleosporales, Trematosphaeriaceae. The transcript is spliced from 4 exons. Gene Ontology annotation, molecular function: SUMO activating enzyme activity.
CCUUCACCACCUCGGCUCUGACGUCGCGCAACGAGCUUCCCCGGCUGCCCACUCGCGGUCUCUUGUCGGAGCUCUACGAAGGCGCUGCUUACCUUCGAGUCGCCGCCGCAGUUUGCUUCGCCUAAUUGGAAGGACUCCGGGCAAGCUUCUGCACGCUUAACAGCAAACAAAUACACCAUGGGCGACUCUUCGACUGCUCCCGAUGCGGCUCCGCAGGCUACUAAUGGCACCUUCCCAGCUUCAGACGCAGCCGGACAGACCGUCGCCGCCAUAACGCAGGCCGAGACUGUGUCCGCAGAUGAGAUCGCGCUGUACGAUCGCCAGAUCCGCCUGUGGGGCCUCGAGGCUCAGAAUCGAAUCCGCAACGCAAACAUCCUGCUCGUCUCCAUCAAAGCUCUCGCCAACGAAAUCGCAAAAAACCUCGUCCUCGCCGGCAUAGGCUCCAUCACACUCGCAGACCAUGAGGUAGUUACAGAAGAUGACUUGGGCGCGCAGUUCUUCAUCGGCGAGGCCGACGUGGGCAAGAACCGCGCCGAAGCAGCCGCACCGGCGGUCCAGAAGCUCAACCCACGCGUCAAGGUCAACACUAUCACAAGAGACAUUGCGAAUGAGCAGACUCCAGACUUCUACAAGGCCUUCGACGUCAUCAUCGCUACGGACCUCCCCUACAUGUCCCUGAACACCCUCGACGCCGGCGCCCGAAUCGCACAACGACCAUUCUACGCGGGCGCCACACAUGGCUUCUACGGCUAUAUAUUCGCAGACCUUGGCACGCAUGAGUUCGUGAUAGAGAGGGAAAAGUCGAAUCGGCCUACGCUCAAGGCGGCCGAAACCGCCACGAGGUCUAUCGUGGAUUUCAAGGACAAGAAAGAGAACGGAAAGAUGAUCGAGAUGGUCACGAAGCGCGAGCUCUAUACCCCGCUUUUACUCGUCAACACCUCUCCACUUCCCCCAGAAAUGCAGCGAGACGCCCGAAAGCUCCGCAAAGUCCAUCCCCUCCUGACGUGCAUCCGCACGCUCUGGGACUACCAGCGCGAUGGCCGCACCACUCUCCCUUCCCAAAGCUCCACAGCCGACCUCGAGGCUUUCACAAGGCUCGCUGGCGAAAAGCACAAAGAGCUACUACUCCCUUCGUCCACGCUCAAGGCCGAAUUUCUCCGCAGCUUCCUGCAGAACCUGGGGAGCGAGCUCGCACCGGUAACGGCAUUCCUCGGCGGACAGCUGGCUCAGGAUGUCAUCAACGUUCUCGGCAAGCGAGAACAACCUAUCCAGAACCUCAUGCUGUUCGAUGGCGAGGAAUGCUCUGCUCCUGUGUAUGCUCUGCACCCUAUCUUCCCGGACAAUCCCAUUCCACCUAUGGCACCUGUUCCUGUCGAUGCGUCCGUUGUUGUUCUCUAAAAUGUUGUUACUAAUGUGAUUUUGGAAUAGGAUAACGCUUUUCUCGCCUUCACCGUGAAAUUACGCAGGGAGGGACGCGGAGGAUCUCGGAACACGGAGACUGGGCUACGUCGACUCCGGAUGUGGUAUCCACAAGGAUGGCCAGGAAUUGGAUCAAAAUCCAGGAGAAACCCAUUUGACGGGGUGGUAGAGAUACAGAAUCGGCAUUGAUACCCUACAUAGCCCAUCUGCUCUAAUUUAAGAGCAUUGAACAACUCAAAGCUGGAUACAGCUUCGCC